Gadus morhua (Atlantic cod) is the source of this 2014-nucleotide messenger RNA. RefSeq names its product BRISC and BRCA1 A complex member 1 (gene babam1). The record is from RefSeq and is a predicted model, not a curated record. Gene Ontology annotation, biological process: positive regulation of DNA repair; double-strand break repair; mitotic G2 DNA damage checkpoint signaling. Lineage: Eukaryota; Metazoa; Chordata; Actinopteri; Gadiformes; Gadidae. Gene Ontology annotation, cellular component: nuclear body; BRCA1-A complex; BRISC complex. The coding region runs from base 123 to 1283 and encodes 386 amino acids. The transcript is spliced from 9 exons.
GUUCCUUCCCGGACGUUUCCAAAGAGGAAGUAGUCCAUUCAACAACAAACACACUUCUAAUCAUCGCUUUCUAGAACUGCGCACCGGUUUAUUGUUAAUAAGUCAGUCAACAGUAAUUUUCCAUGGAGACUCCAGAGCCAGGACCAGCUGACGGAGAAGAACGUCUGGUGGAGCUGCGCCCUCGGACGCGCUCCAACCCCGAGGGGGCGGAGGACCGUCGGGGCAGCACCGGCAGCCUGGGGGGCACCGUGAACCCCAUCAGCCCUCAACCCGCAGUGGGCAGCCGGGUGGAGGGGGAGGGAGAGGCCUCCACCAGUGACAGCCCGCCCACCACCACCACCACCUCCGGCACCACGGCGGCCUCAGGUCCUGUCGGGACCCCAGGGGCAGCAGCACUAGCCUCUGCCAAUGCCAGCGGGUCGUUUCCCACGUCGGUCGCUGUGAAAGAACGUCCUAAACCAUCGCAGCCACCGCCCCCGCUGGCGGCUGCUGUUCCUCCCAUUCCUCCCAUUCCUCCCAUUCCUCCCAUUCCUCCCAUUGCCGAAUACCAGCUCCGUGCCCCCCGAGCCAACUGUCCAGAGAAAGUGAUCAUCUGUUUGGAUCUCUCGGAGGAGAUGUCGUUGCAGAAGCUGGAGUCGUUUAAUGGGUCCAAAACCAACGCCCUGAACAUAUCCCAGAAGAUGAUUGAGAUGUUCGUCAGAACAAAGCAUAAGAUUGACAAGAGGCACGAGUUUGCUCUGGUUGUAGUGAACGACGACGCUCUUUGGCUGUCGGGGUUCACCUCUGACCCCAGAGAGCUGUGCAGCUGUCUGUAUGACCUGGACACCAAUGUGUGUGAAUCUUUCAACCUGGAAGAUCUUCUCAACGUAAUCCGUCAGAAGAUUGAGCUGCCGAUAAUGGACAACGUCCAGACCAUCCCUCCGCCCUUCGUGGUGCGGGCGCUGCUGCUGUACAGCCGCCAAGUGGGCCAGAUGCUCUUCAGCCCGUCGGAGGCUGUCAGCAAGAUGCUGCAGUCGCCGUACUUCUUCCUGGAUGUGGUGUACCUGCACAACGGGGCGGAGGACUCUGACAGCAGCUGGAGGGACAACUACCGCACCUUCUGCGACCUGGACGCCCGCGGCCUGUGCUACCGCUUCGAGGUGUCCCUGAGUGGCCCGGCCAUCGAGCUCCACAACUGCAUGGCCAAGCUGCUGUCGCACCCGCUGCAGCGGCCGUACCAGAACCACGCCUCCUACAGCCUGCUGGAGGGGGACGCGCCCCCGCAGGCCGAGCCCGCCGUGUAGCCCCCUGUCCCCAGCGGGGGGGUCCCCAGCUCUCCGGGGGUCCCCAGACCGACCCGGGGCUCUUUAUCUUCUCCGUGGGCGGCAGCGGACAGGACGACAGUUUGUGGUGGUUUGUUGUAGUCGGUUGUUAUGGUGACACUCAACAAACCGCCCGGAUCAAUGAACUCGCUGGAAAUUAAAAACUGCCUUUGUCGACUUUGUCGAAGGAUCACAGAUGGGGACAUAAGGCAGUCGAAGAAGCACACAAGAAAAAUAUGAAACGGUUACGUUUCCAUGGUGACUGUUGCUAUUGGUUUUCCUUCUCCCCAACUAAAUCUGGGGGCCUUUAUAAACUCUUAUGAACUUAAAAGAAAACAAUCCAUGUAGACAACGCAGAUUUUCCAUCACUGGAUCUUGGGAGAGACGGGAAAGUGUAUUGUGUUCUACUGUUGUGGUGAUGGUGUUUGAUCAUUAGCAUGCAUAGCGUCCUCUUUUAAUUCAAGUAAUAUCUGCAUUUGUUAAUCAAGUUUGGUGUUGUCAGAUUGGUCGCUCAUCCGUAAGGGCCAAUCAUGGCUUUUGGUUAGCCUACAGUAGGUUAACCUUAGUCAACCUAACAACUGAUCUUAAAAAUCGAAAUCCAACCACUGGAAACCUGUUCUGUGUAUAUAUUUUAAAAACCUUCCUGAUAUUAAAGAAUCUGUCUUUAAUGUCAUUGUUUCCAAGCUUCAUUAAAGAUUGCGAUGUGACCAGUA